Aspergillus niger is the source of this 4353-nucleotide messenger RNA. RefSeq lists its product as uncharacterized. The record is from RefSeq and is a predicted model, not a curated record. Gene Ontology annotation, biological process: telomere maintenance. NCBI's taxonomy places the organism in Eukaryota, Fungi, Ascomycota, Eurotiomycetes, Eurotiales, Aspergillaceae. The transcript has 2 exons. Bases 1 to 4353 code for a protein of 1450 amino acids. Gene Ontology annotation, cellular component: chromosome, telomeric region. Gene Ontology annotation, molecular function: DNA binding.
AUGGACGCUCACGAACAGCAACCUCCGGUCUCCGAACCUCUACGGUCGACGACCCCGAUCCCUAUCGCGAAGCUUGCACCGGCGCUCGAGAAUCUCUCGGACAGCUCCAUUCACGCCGUAGUGACCUUGCUAUGGCCCUACUCAUCAUCAACCCGUUCUCUCAGCCUCCUGCUAGCGGAGCCGGACUUUCGCCUUCGACGCACGAAUGGACAGGUUAAGGUGGUUUUCCAUGGGCUGGUCGCAGAAGAAGUAGCCAAAUCGCACGUCGGAAUUGGCGAUACUGUCUUCAUUAGGCUGGCGGGAUCGAGAUUUGUGGACAAUGAGGUGUCUAAACAAACGCCGGGAAGAUGCAUCGCGUGGGACAUUAACUUUGAUGAUAGCGUUUCUAUUGAGUUACAGUCCAGUGCUCACCAAUGUCAGAUCUGGCGUUCUUCCCAACAUCUCUCCACCGUGCAAGUAGACCGCCCAUCACCCCCGCCGCCCACUAUCGACAAUGCGAUUGAAGAGGCACCCUCUACCCCUCCUGCCAACGGAUACCCUCGCCUAGAUGGAACGAGUCAGAACGCUAGUCUACAAUCGUGGCAGUCACCGGCCUUUGUCGAACGAUCGCGCACAUCGCUGGGGCAUCUUUCGAGCUCCAUAUUCGACCCAUUUGCAGAAGAGGAUGGCUUCGUGCCGGGGAAAGGAAGGAAGCGACCAAGGUUUAGCAUGCGGGGCAGCGAUUGGCGUCUCGUCGAUGAACCUGCGAGCCCUGAAGAUAUCGAUAUCCCGGGAGAUUGGACGGCUAUGUUCGACGACGAGGCAUGGCUGAGAGCUGAGAUCGGCGAGGAUGAUGUUGCGGAGGAUGCGAAGCAAUCCCCAAGGCCGUCUGAGACUCGCGACGUUGUACCAGUGCCGGAGGGGCCGUCUGAUGGCGCGCAAGCUGAAAGUACCGCUGCCGAAUCAGAACAAGUGGCGCCCGAGUUCAGUGCAGAGAAGAAAUUGGACGAUUCACGAUCCGAUGCGGAGUUUCUUGUGCCCGGCAUUGUGUCGAGGGCCGAGGCUCCAAGCCUGCGAAAGCACGGCAUUCCCAAUUUCGCUGGUCAUCUCCCAAUAGACACUCCGCGCCUUCACCCUAUACCUUCACCCGGCCUUCCGAUUCCUUCACCUUUGGUUAGCACUUCAAACAGCCCCUUUGGAUAUUUCGGAUCCGUGUCAACUACUGGCCAAACUCAGUCUACUCCGCCGACAACUAUCAACCAGGAGGCCGUCGAUUUGGCCCUUGAGGCUAUCUCGGAAACGCCACCAGACCCUACCAUCAGGAAUCUUGAUGAGCAUGCAACAACAACGGCUGAUGUGGACUCUGAGACUGGAUUUGCCCAUGCUGUACCCUUACACCAAUCGGUCACCGCAAGAGCGCAAGAAUCAAAGCCUAUGCAUGCUCAAGAUACUACGUCGUCUGUGCCUCUUGUAGAAACAGCUACUCCGCAUGCAGCCUACACUUUAGGUUUUGAAGGUGGAGAUACUGAAGGAGCAAUGCCACAGGAAGAAGAAUGGGCCGAGGUAGAAGAGGAUGAGGAAAGGGCUGAAGCGCAUGGGCAAUUGGAAGCACGGGCCGAUUCCAGCAUGGUUCCGGAAGAGAGAAGAUUCUAUCACAGCGUGAUGGAAACGAAACAGCACGACUUAGAAGGCGAAGAUCACGAAUAUGAAAGCGCUAGUCAAAGCUCAGUCAUCGAGGACGCUCGCUCAGAGGUCUUGAGCGAAGAAUACGUUUCCGAAGUAGAUGAGCAACCGGACUCUAGAGCAAGACAUGACAUCGAACUCAUCUCCGAAAGUGAGGCAGAAUCACCGGCGAAAGCCCAUGAUUCCGCCAGGAGAGAAUAUGGAUAUUACGCCGAAGAGGACGAGGAAGAACUUGAUGAGGAGGAUGAUAUUUCAGACGAGGAGGCUGAAUCCGAGGGACUAGAGAAUGAUUAUGAUGAGGACGGGUAUGACGAUCGUGUCGACUCUGAACUCGAGUCACAGGGAGAUGAGCUGGAGGCCGAAUCGCCUCAUCCCAUCAAGAAGGCAGAACCAGAGGUUAUCGUGCUCGACAGCGAUAGCGACGAGGAGCCUUCACCGAGCGUGCAAAGGCAGCCCGCUGCAGCACCAGCAGCUACACAUACUCGCGAACCCGACGUAUCGCCGUCUGCGGAUGAAGCAUCCAGCUAUGGCACAUCAGAGUCAGGCGAUUACGAAGAAUAUGAGAGCGAAGAGGUUGAUGACGCGGAGGCGGAGGACUACAGUGAUGAAGACGGCGAAGAGGCUGGCGAUUGGUCUGUGCGAGACAAUCAAGAAGCCCAGGAGCGAGAGGUCGAGCCGGUCGAGGUCAACUUGAUUCGCCAGAGCCGCGAAACCGAGCGGGAUGGAGAAUUGCAUUCCGACAACCAGGUGCAGGUGGCUCAUGAAGCAACCAUGGAGGCGCACAGUGAGGACGAGGCAGUCAACGUGGAGCAGGCAGAGCAGGGCCAAGAGAGCGAAGGAGAUGUGAAUAUGGACGACGACCAGCGGGAUGCCGAAGAUACUGAUAUCAAGGAGACGGAAGCCGAAGCGGUCCAGGAUGAAGAGAUGCACGACCUACAAACCCACGAUUAUCAGGUUACCGAUGAACAAGCCCGCGAUGAACACGACGAGAAGGCUCACUACGAGCCUGCUCUUGAACGAGAGAUGGGACAGGAACAUGUCGAGGAGCCAGCUGAUACUAGAGGGUCAGAGGCGGUGCACAUAGAAGAUGAGGCAACAGAAGAGCAGGAUCAUCUUCCAGAAGGUUAUGAAGAUUCAAGCCUAAUCGAAUCCACGGAGGGCGCUGUUCUUAGGGCCCCAUCCGAAGGCGCCAAGCAAAGCAUUGAUAUCGACGAACACCCUGAUUCCCACAUCUACCAUGAGGACUUGCGGACAACAGAAGUCUUAUCACACGAGGCACAUCCUGGGCAGGUCGUAUAUGCUCAAGAAAACAUCCAUAUCACUCAACAUGAUGUGACUAGUACCGAACCCAUUCUACAGUAUCCUGAACCUCCAAUCGAUCCCGAGCUUUUCAACGCGGGCACUUUCCCGGCAGAAAUUAGUAGCGGACAACAUGGCGGGGAUACAUCCCACGAGCAGCUACAGGAUGGCGAGGGCGCAGAUCUGCCAGAACAAGCUCAGCACAUUGAUCCUAGCUUGUCGCUAGAUGGUGCCUCUCAAAGCUUGAGUCUGCCCGACUCGGCUGCCCAUGUUCCCAAGAUGCCAAUCCUCCCACAAAAUCAGCUGGUGACGCCAGAGUCAUCUCAGAUAAAUGGAGUGGACAUUCCUUCUGUCCCUGUCCUACCGGUGGGUGCAGCACCGCCAACUCCUGAGCCUACUCAGGAAAGGUCAGAUUUCCAGCCGGAAGACGAACCACAACCGACCGUCGAGGUAGUUACAGAAACAACAACGACGGUGGAGACGGACAAUCUUCCACCAGACGAAGACGCCAAGUCUGAAGCGAGAUCCAUCUCUACCGCACCCGAAGAACAGGCAAUAGCCGAUGACGACGACAAAGGAGCCCACACAACCCACAGCGAAGACGAAGUCCUACUUGUUGGCCAUGACCGCAAACACCUUGUCAACCUCAACCGCAACUAUCCAGGCCUACGCAGCAAAUUCUCCUACUUCGCACCCCUCGCCACCCUCAUCGACCACUACAACGCACUGACAGACACCAUCUCAAUCGUAUCCGAAACCCGGCCCGCCAUCCGAGCCACAACAGGCAGAAAGGACUACAUACUGACCUUCGGUGUGACCGAUCCCUCCCUAGCCGGCACAAUACUGUACGCGCAGAUCUUCCGACCCUACAAAACCGCCCUGCCAAACGUAGAGGAAGGCGACGCAAUCCUCCUCCGAAACUUCAAAGUCAAGAGCUUCAAACACUCCAUGACCCUGUCCAGCGUCGACAGCAGCGCCUGGGCCGUCUUUAACGGCCCCAACGAAGCCCAAAUCGACGGCCCACCCGUCGAAUACGGCGCGGAGGAGCAAACCUACGCUACUGAUUUGCGCCAAUGGUAUCACGAAGACGGCAUGGCCAUGGUAGCCGAUUACCAAUUACAAGCCUCGAUUGAGCAGGAAAGUCGCGAGGCUACUCCCUACAGUACCGGUGGAUUCAGCGAUUCAGGGAGCGUGAAUAACGUAGAUGGGCGCGCGGACUCCUCCUUCUCGUCGAGUCGGGGCUCCGGCUCCGGCUCCCGGAGGAGGAAGUCUCAUCGUCGGAUCACCAUCCAUGAGUUGCGCGAUGGGAGGAGAUAUGCGGAGGUGGGGUCGCCGAGUAGUAAGGAGGAUAUACAUGAGUUGAGGGAUGGGACGGUGUAUGCGAAUUUUUAA